AUGGAUUCCAAUUAUGAUAAUAUAGAAAUAUCUGAAUAAAAGAAAUAAUUCCUUAAAGCAUUCUUAAGAGUCUGGAAACUCAAAAAAGACUAAGAAUUAUAAUAGAAAGAGUAAUAAUAAGAAUAAACAGAAGAAUAAAUAUAAGAAAUUUAAUAAGAAUAAGCAUAACCUAAAAGUUAAGUAUUUUCAAGAGAAGAAUAUGCUAAAGAUCAAUUUUGGGAAGAUAGAUAUAAAGAACAUAAAGGAAGAUUUGAUUGGUAUGUAGAAUGGCCUUAACUUAAAUUCUAUUUAGAACAAACUAAAUUUAAAAUAACAAAAGAAAGUUCAAUUUUAAUGGUUGGAUGUGGUAAUUCAGCAUUGUCUGAAUAAAUGUAUAAAGAUGGGUAUAUCUAUAUAUAUAUAUAUAUAUUAGUUAUCAUAAUAUUGUGUCAAUUGAUAUAUCUACAACUAUUAUUGAUAGAAUGUAGGAUUCUGCAAUUAAAUAGAAUAUGAAAUUAUAAUAUAUGGUUAUGGAUGCAACGUCUAUGAGUUUUCAAGAUAAACAAUUUGAUAUUGCAUUUGAUAAAGGAACUUUAGAUGCAUUAUCUUGUGGAGAUGAUACUAAAAAUAUAUUAUUGUUAUAAGAAAUGAAUAGAGUAGCAAAAUAACUCUUAUUUGUUAGUCACUCUUCUCAUUAAAAAAGAAUUGUAUAAUUAUUAUUAACUAAAGAAUAUUAUGGAAUAAGUAUUUGAAAAUAGAAAUGUAUAUGAAACUAAAAUUAAAUUAUCUGGUUAAGCUGAAUUAAUUAAUAUUAUUAGAACUAGAUUAAAAGAUAAACCAUUAAGUUAUGUAUUAAAAGAUAAAGAAUCAUUAGUUUAAUGUAUAAAUGAAUAUAAAUAAUCAUAAAAAUAAUAAAAAUAAUAAUAAUAAGAUGAAAUAAAUGAAUAUAUAAUAAUUAAAAGAGUUUAAUAAUAAUAAUUAGAUGAAUAAUAAUAAUAAUAAUAAUAAUAAUAAUAAUAAAUAGAUUAAUAAAUAGAUUAACUUAAUUUAUAAGAAUCUUAAGAUAUUUUAUAAUAAGAUAAUAAUCAUAACUUUAUAGAUAACAAUAAUUAGCAUUCAACAAAUGAAGAUAAUUUAAUAAAUUAUGAUCCUAGACGAUAAUCUCAUUGCUAUCUUUAUAAGAUUUUAUGA
Molecule: messenger RNA, 1170 nt
Organism: Paramecium primaurelia
Lineage: Eukaryota; Ciliophora; Oligohymenophorea; Peniculida; Parameciidae
Source: the annotation of a GenBank genome assembly